CCUUUUGCUGGUUCUUUGUAAAUUUAAAGUCUGUCCUGUGUACUUCUUGGAUGCACAAUUUGAAAUUUGUCACAUUCUUCCAACAUGGUGAAUUUUUUCAUAGUUUGAUGGAUGGUAAAAGCGAUUUGUGAGUAUAAGAAAUUAUAUUCUAGUAUAAUUUACUCUGUUUUCUAAUGGAUUUAGUGAAGUUUUAAUGCAAUUUUUGAAUUCCUUGCCCCUAAUUUAUCCAAAAGUGAUAUUUUUAUUGGUGAUUUCCAUCUGCUUUAUCAAAAUUUCUCAAAGUUUACUUUCCCCGCACAUUUAAAAUGGCGGAUAUGUGGAUAAUAUUAUGCUGAAUCAGCAAAAAUUAAAAUAACUAUAAUAUCUGAAUGAGUUAAGAUAUCAACUUGAAAUUUUCAGGUUAUUUUCCUCUCAAGAUACUUAGCAUUUGACAGGAGUAUCAGAAAAAUCUGAGAGGGUGCAUUACAAAUCUAAUUUUUUUGUCCCACUUUGGCAUGGAAUGACCCAAAAUUCUAUUUAGAGAACCUAUCUUUGAAAGGAUUCAUGGUAACUCUUCUGGCUUAUGAGCUGGAAGUCUUAUUGAUGUUUUAAAACUGAUUUUAGAUGAUAUAACCCGCCCUGUCAACUUGACAAUUAUAUGAAAACUUUAACAGCCGUUUUCUCAAAAUAGGAGAUUUUAGUACCACACCAUAUUGGAGACUAAGUGUACUCCAAAUCUUUUACUGUACACUCAUGAAAUUUUGCAGUGGCAUAGGAUUAGACUUGAAGAGUGCAAUGAGUGGGAAAAAAAAGUUUUUGUUUCCCAUGGCAACCGUUGCUAUGGAAAACAUCCUUAUUUGGAAUAGAAAGCAUUAUGAAUCAUUUUUUUAAAAAGUGUUACACUCAUUGCAUAGAGGUUCAAUAGUUUAAGCUACAUGCAAGAUUUCAUAAGUGCAUGAUUAACAGUCUCUUAAUAAAUACAUCUCCAAGUUUUACCCUUGCGUGCGCAUUUCCCUAAUUUGCAUAUUCUAUUUAUAGAAUAAACAAAUAAAAAAUCCGUCAGAAUGAUAGUCCAUUCUAUGCAUUCACAUCAGUUAAGUUUAUUUUGUCCUGCAUCAUAGAGCCUUUUUGGAAAUUGAUUUUGUUUAAUGUUAGUGCUUCUAAGAAAUUUAGUGUUAAUUACCACCUUAAUCACGAUUUGUUUUUUGGUGGAAGAAAUAAAUGGGGCCCCUAAGAAAUACAAAAAAGGAUGUGGAGUUUGUGGGAAGACUUCCGAUGUAUAGUCUGAAAUUAUUGAAGAUGACACAGAAGUGAGGGCCAUAUCAAAAUUGCGUUUGUAUUACCUGAUAAGAGAAACAUUUAUGGCAAACUGUGUGUUGCAUGCAAUCAGGCGUUAUAAAAUGGAGGGAAAACUGAUUUAAAUGUAAAAUAUUUUCGCCUUAGUCUUGAUUCACCUGUAACCUUUUGAAUGUUUUACCUCUUUUGUAACAAGGCUCGGAACUUUUGAUAAUGUGCAUGAAUACUUUCAUGUGAUGGCAGAAAAUACUUUAAUGUGAGCUAUUCAAAGUUUAAUCUUGGAAGUGAGGCUGUAUAUACUUGAGGUAGCUAUUAAUUCAACAAACUUUAGACAUAUUCCCAAUUUUUUAUAUAAUCUCUAAUUUCUAUUUAUUCUCUUUUUCAAAGCAAUAUAGCUAUUUAAAAUGGGUAGCUUGGUGAAUUUUUCAAGGAGACAAAAGUGUCAUCAUUUGAUAUUGGAUAUCCCUAGGUGUUAAAUCACUCCAAACAAAAAUUACUUUAGAUCAAUCAAAUGCAUUUAAAGAUGCAUAUCUUGUACUUGCAAAUGUUACAAUCUAGCAUAGCAAAACUGUUCGUGAGCGUGCUAUUUUUUUGUUUAGAGUAUGCUACAAACAUCAAAUCACUAAUAUUCAGUUUACCAUUGGACACGCUUUCAAAGACAAUGGCAAAAUAUGAGGCUGAGGUUCCACCUUCCUUGACAAGCCAAUUCACUGAGCGAGUAAACAGAAGUGAGGCAAUCAAAAUCUGAAAGACAAGGCAAAUGGCAGUGACACAUCUGUAUCCUGAAGGUAAGCAAUGUUGAUGUUCAUUAUGAAACAAAGAGACUUUAUGUAAGUCAGACUCAAACUAUUUAUACAUAUAUAUUAACAUGAUGAGGCAGAAAUUUUGGCAUUAAGUCUAGCAUCCUUAGAAGUUUUUCAACAUACAGCUUUAAUUUAAUUUUCUAGCUGAAGAGCAAGAGCAGCUAUUGGCAAAUCAGAUGGUGGCUUCUGUUCAAACACCACAACAACCUCAAUGUUGCUGUCGACUCUGUGGCAAGCCUUGGCGAGGGCACCCACGCAGUGGAUGUAUGACAGAAGCAGAAGAUUAAAUAGCUAGUGUCUGAACAAGGAAUCUAAAAUGUAGUUCUCUUUUCCUAUCCUUUCAUUUCCAAAUGACCACAGCAUUAUAUCCAUUGAAAAAUUGUUAUGUUCCCAGUUUUAUUUACUCUUAUUUGGAAUCAAUCUUUAUAUAUAUACAUAUAAGCUAUUUGAAUUUUGAGACAAGUCAAUCCUGUUCUGGUUCUCUUUGUCUGGCAGUCUGAAAACCAUGCAGUACUCCAGUUUUGAAUUUGUCCCUUAUAAGGUGAUAAACACAAGAAGGAAGAGGUCUUGCAUUAUCAUGGCCCAAAUAGCCAAACAACCAGCAUACAAACCAUCUGUAUGCAACUGCACGUAGAAACCUGAGGAUAGUAACAGAAUUACCAACAGUUACUAAUCCUCUUAGAAGAAUGCCAAUAGCAAGAGACAGUAGUUAUUAAAUGUAUAUUUUUCGCAACAGAUUUUUAUUUUUAAAAGGGAUUUAAAUUUUUCCAGAUUUUACUGUAUAAUGAUUGAAUUCUAAAAUAAGAAGGUUGUGUUUGCACUUACUGGUUUUCAGAUUCAUUUGAUCUUUGCCUGUAUGGCUUACUCUCUCUUGUUUUGAACAAGGGGCCGGCGAGUUGAAGCACAGACUUAUUCAUAAGUGCUGCAAAAUUUGGAUGAUCUGUAACACAACCUUUCAGAUUCCUGCAUGCUUAGCUUUCCGAUUACCUGUGACACCUCCCAGCAGUAUCUAAACUCAUAGACAACAACAAGAUUCUCAGCCUUUCAUUUGCUACAUCGACACCUAAUAAAUUAAUAUAGGCCAUUACUUUACAUGCAUUAAAGCUUUGCUAUGCCUGUGGUCUUCGACGCAGGCCAUACUGAUGAUGAUUGCUAAUUUCGAUUUGAUGAAGGAAAAUAAUACUGAUAAUAUAACACUUCGAAAAUUAUGCAACUGAACAUUGAUGCAAUAUCACUAUUGAGAAAUAAGGCUACAAGUGACGCAGCAAUUUUUGUAUUGUACAACAGGACUAGGCCUAUCGUAGCUAGAAAUUCUGAUUCCGUGAUAGCAUGACAAAUAAAUUAAAUGCUGAAUUUAUGCUUCAUAUUAUAAACUUCAAGCUAAUUACCAAUCAUCCACUGCUUGGUUUCUAUCAAAUCUCUCUUCUAGAGUCUGCAAAGGAAUUGCGUUGAUGUCAGUCUCGUCAUUUUCCCCAUCGUCUUUGUCGCAGGAAGAUGCCAGUGGAUCAUCUUGAUAGGGCUGGAACAUCGUUUCAAUGUUCCCAUCUUCUAAAAUUUCUUCACUAACAUCUGAUAAAAUUUCCUCAUCAUAUGCAGCUGUGAACUCCGCAUCCGACAUUUCCUUACCAACAUUGACAAUUUUCCUAACUUUGCUGCACACUGCUCUGCCUCCUUUUGAGUAGGGAUCGAAAGCGUUGCAAAUUUAGAUACGUCACUAUCAGAAUACGUCACUAUCCCCAGACUCUUUUCGAAAAACCUCCCAUGAUAAAACCCCCCAAUAAAUGGCCUUAUGCACCUUAUUUUGAAAAGAUUCUUGCAGAUUAAGAAUCAGCAAUCUUUACUGCCUCAGAAAUCGAAUAACAAUUUUUUUCGAUUUUUCUUGUCAGUAGCGCUUUAAUAUAUCAUACAAAGACAUAUAUAGAAAGAGGUAUUAUACAUUAAUGACAUUGGGUAAACAAUAGUUUUUGAACCCAAUCCCUUUUUCAGGCAUUGCUACAAUUAUGUCUUAUAUAUUAUUGUUCUUAUUGACAUUAUAGCAGUUCAUAGUAGAAUAGCCUUGUCAUUCUUUCAGUGUUGUCCAUUCAAGCUGUUUCAUCUUGGGUCUUUAAGUCUUUAUUUUCCAGUGAGAAACCUUUUAGUCUAGUUCUUUUUUACAAAAAUUAUUGCUCUUAUUGACAUUAUAGCAGUUCAUAGUAUAAUAGCCCUUGUCAUUCUUUCAGUGUUGUGCAUUCAAGCUGUUUCAUCUUGGAUCUAUAAGUCUUUAUAUUUCAGUGAGAAAAAAAUGUAUUCAUUGUACUUAUAUCUUAAUAACUUAGAGAUGGAAUGCUGAUAUAAUUCUUAUUUCCAAUUUAACUGUCUUCUUUUUUUCUUUGGGGAAUUUUCUCAACCACCAUGUAAGUAUAAUUUUAAGCCUCGUUCAACUCUCUUUGUAAAGUACUCUGGCAAGACAGCUCUGCAGUAAAAGGAUUUUAAUUGUGGCAGACAAGAAUUUACAAAAUGUUCAUCAUAAAAAAUAGAGCAAAUGAAUAAUGGUUCUUGAUCUCCGAACCAAACAACAAGGUCCACUCUCUUCAAACCUGAACAAAACAUUUGGGUUUAAAUUUGAUAAUAAUAUGGAUGGCUUCUCUUCAACUGCACCUCUUUCUUUUUUGUUAAAAAUUUAUUUUUGUCAUCCGAAGCUUCAGUAAGAGUUGAUUUAAAUUUAGAGAAGGGACAUGAUCUCAAGUCCCCAAGAAUUUUCUUUAAAUUUCACAAUUCCAUCCAAAGAAGCAGCUAGGUAUGGAAAAGAUGUGCACACGGUUAGGUCAGGCUUAUCAAUUAUCAAUCCUUCAUAGCCACCUUGAAUCAUCUGCUCCCUGUACAAUUAACGCACAUGUGGCUCAUUAAAUUUGCCAUGGUCAGUACUGGCAGAAGAAAAGGAAGAAUAGUACAUGGAUUUCAGCUUUGAGGAUGAAUCCACUGAGUUGACAAUAGCAGAAUGAAAGUUUGAGGCUGUAAUGCGGUAUAAUCUAUGAGACUGCCAGUGUUCAUUUGCUGCUUGACCACAAGUAAUAUGUUCAAUUCUCUGGAUUUCAUCAUUACUAAUGUAGAGAUUUGAAAGACAAUAAUAAUCCAUCAUCUCUUUGAAAGCAUUACAAGAAAUAUCAUAUGCAUCACUGAAAGGUCGAGGUUCUUGAAAAUCAGUUAGCAUAACAGUAGAAUUAGCAAAUUGUGAAAUUAAAGAAGGAACAGUUUCAGUGAUAAUUGUUUGCUCAUUUGGUGACUGUGAUUCUUCCAGAGAAUGGAAUGCAAGAAAACAGCUAUUGGAUAGGCAAGACGCAAGCUUUGAUUGUAACUCUUGAAGGCUUUUCUUAUUGACUUGUUGAUCUGCUGGCCUAAUGGGAUCAACAAAAGAUACUUUGGUUGAUUAGAUUUAUCAUUAUCUUUGCCAAAUCUAAUUUUUUUUAAAUAUCUGUUUCUUCAAUUGAGACAGGUGAGAUUCACACAAAAGAGGUAGGAACAUUCCAUGCAGAUAAUCUGGAAGUGCAAGAUACAGGCUCUGGGCAGUCCUGGUAUCCUUUUCUGUUGAAAUCCUCCAAGGCAAAAAUAACACCUCCAACAUGAUUGCAGUUACCAAAACCACCCAGGCCUGCACCAGCAGGGCAUGUGCAGGCUGCACAGCAAACAUCUCCAGAAGUAUUCGAAUGGAUGACAAGGACCUUGUACAGUGUUUUUUCAUAGAAGCUUUCAUGGGGACAUCAAAAAAGUGUAACUAUUAUCCCUUGCAACCGAGAAAUGUUUAAUGUAGCCUUCAUAAAAGAACUGGAAAGCUUUUAACUUCUUGUAGGCUGUACUUUUCAACUUAAUAUGCCUAAAUUUCGUUCCGCCCAAGGUCAGAGGACCAAGGCAAAUGGCUGCAUUUUGAGGAACAUAUGGCAUUGUAUGUACACCCAGCGUCUCCUUUAACCAGUCCAGGCUCAGAUGUACUUACAGCACUGCUUUCUUCCUGCUCUAAUAGACAAAAACUGCAUAAGCACAGAGAAUUAGAUCAGCCUUGACACCGGAGACCUUCUCUUUGUAGGCCAACAAAACUUUCUUUAGCUCUUUCACAGUCAGUAUUGAGAAAUUCUCAAAGCAGGAAACCGCCCCUGUCAGGUAACAAGGAAAUAAAUUGAUCCAUAUCCUUGAUGCGAAAAUCGAUGAAAAUCUUUUAUAAAACGGCAAUGAUAUAUCUAAAAAACGCAUCUAUGCAAUGGUUGAUCUUCGAUUAUCUGUGCCGAAACAACUUUAGCUUCGUUUUGGUAUUUAAGCCAAUUCAAUGUGAAAGGGGUCUAUUACUGUUUUUGCCUGGUAGACAUUGGGCGCAAUGAGGGAGAUAACGAUGCCUCAAUUUGUGCAUAGUCAGAGAUGAGUAUGGUUUUCAACAACAAUGAAAUUGAUUUCCCAGAACCUAAAACAGUAAAUGGUUACAACCUACCACAGGUGUUGGUGGGAGAUGGAAUAUUCAAGUUGAAGACAUGGCUAAUGAAGCCAUAUCCAGGGAAAGACCUUGCACCAGAUAGAUCAAUUUAAAAUCAUGUCUGUCAAGAUGCCGGAGAACAAUAGAAAAUACAUUCAACAUUUUUUCUGCCAAAUUGCGCAUAUUUAGAAGACCCAUCCGUGCAAGCAUCACCACAGUUGAAAGAAUAAUCAAAGCCUGUGUGUGCUGGCACAACUAUCUCAAGCAGUUGGAGAAUGCCAAUCACACACCUGGGGGAUUUGUUGAUUUAGAAUAUGCAAAUCGAAACUUUCUUCUUGGCACUUGGAGAUCUAUUGUAUCAACAGAUGAGUCAGCUUUACACUCCAUUAAGAAAAUAAGUUGCAAUAACUUCAGCAAAAGUGCAAGAGGGAAAGUUUUAAGACAUACUUCAAUAGCAAAGCUGGCUCAGUUUCCUGGCAAAAGAAACAUGUAGAAAGUUGUGGUGAGACUUUAAUAUAAACUGCAUAAACAAAAUGAAUCAAUUAAACAAAACUGUAUCAAUAUUAUUUGUGUUUAGCUCAAAUCAGCGUAUAUCAAAUGAUUAUUGCUACCAUGUGUACUUGCUUCUGGUGCAGCCUUUUCUGGGAAGGCCACAUGUUUACCUGGUGUCUGAAAUGGCACUGCAGUUAUUAAGAAAUUGGGUUUUUGUCAUUGCUUGCAUUCUCAUCUUCACAAGUUUCCUUGCAGGAUAAAAUUUCAUCUUAAUGGUCAAUUGAUGAUCUUGUAUUCACAGAGUCCAGAAUACCACAUUCACGAGAAAUUGCUACACCAUCAAUGCUCCACUCAAACAGGUCCAAGACAAAGCAUGCAGCUCCAGUCGGGAUCACUGCAAUCAAACACUUCAAGGUGGAGUGGUUUUUAUAUGAAGAGUGUAUGUUUCCUUGUUGACAAUAGUCACUUGCCAUCUGGCAAUAAAAUUCUAUGGAGCACCUGACAUUCUUAAAAUAUCCUUGCAAGGAAACAUUUCAUAGUUGUAAUCCUUGAAGUGAUGAAAAAGAAACUGGAUCCAUGUUAUAAAAAAUUAUGAUUCUCUCACUAAGGUUAUACAUGUUAUAAUUGGUUGUCACAUUGAAGCCCCUACGGAGAAUUAACAAGGUGAGGAAUAGCUGCUCCUUGGCCGAGAGAUUUUGUGGGGCACCAGACCUGUCCCCAGCUUUGCUUUCAGUACAACCCUAGAAUCUUAGUUCAUACUUGACUUCUCCAAGAAAAUUGAAUUACAAAUUUAGUUGUACAGGAUCAAGACUAGAAAAAUAUUUACAUUUCUUGUCAUCUGCAACAAAAUUUUCACAAGACAUCAAAUUGGCAGGGCUCCACUUUACAGAAUCAGAAUUUGUGGCUUCCAAAAUGAUCUGAUUCUUGGAGAUCAUGGUUUUCACUUUAGCUCCCAAGGUAUAUUUGCAGUAAAUUGUCUUUGUUGACUUGUCCUGCAGGUAGUUACCAACACCGUCUUCAUCCUUGACAGUCCCCAUCAUAGAAUCAGAUUUUUCAAAUUGAAACCCUGUUUCAUUCAAGUCGGUGAUAUUUUCUUCCUGGCAAUCCUUAUUUAGAUCAGAAGGACCCAACACGCGGCUUUCUCUUGCUUGUUUCGUUCUCAAUCGCUUAGCCCCAUGGAUUAAACGUCCCUGCACUUCCUCUCUUGUUAGGGUAGCAAGAACAGGGUCAGGGUAAUCAUCUGUUGGACCCUUGCCCCGUAAAUAUAUGGUGCAUAUGUCCUUCUUAAUAUCUGACAGGCUACAAAAGUUUUUCCUGCCACAGGCAUGAAGCCAUCUUUUUGCUUUUUCGGUCUUUUCCAGCUCCUGUUUUUUCCCACUCAGUUAGGCUAUCUCUCAUGGUUCCUGGCUCUCAAAAACUCGGUUCCCUCAGGCAAUUAUUCCCUGUAUCGUGAAUCCAAUUUGGAUGUUCCCCAACAGCAGUGUUUUUUAGCACCUUUUCUAGAUCUUUUGGCAACGUCCAUGACGAAAAUAAAAAACCACAAACGAAAACUAUCUAACUUAUGUUGUGGAACCUUUACAAACAUCCUACGAAAGAAAAAUGGAAGUGUAUCAUUUAAAAGAAAAAGAGAUUACCCAUAGGAACAGUUUUUACUUGUGCUAAUGCGAUUAAGACUUGGAUUAAUGAAUGAUGAUUUAACUGAAAGAUUUAUUAUUUCUCCUACAGUAUGCUCAAACAUAUUUACAACAUGGAUCAAGAUGCUUGAACUACUUCUUGGAAAUAAAAUUGGAGGAGUCUCGACAAUCUCCAAUUAGAGUUCUACGAGCCUCCUCAUAGCAUCAAGGUCACUGUUCUUGCACAGUUUAUUAUGUUCUGAUGUCAGAUAUCUUCUGGUCACAUGAUCCAAUCCGCUAUUCAAAAAAAUAAAACAAUAGUACCUAUAAAACCCUCCACACCCUAGAAGCUCCUCAGUAUUUACAGAGAACAGGUUGUUUUAUGCUGGCCCUAUAUCAAGGGAAGGGUGGGAGGGAGCACAUUGACCUCGAUGCUACGAGGAGGCUCAUAGAUCUCUAAUCGGAGUUCGUCGAGACUCCUCCAAUUUUUAUUUCUACUUCGUCUCCUCUCCGCAUCGAAGUCACUGUGCUUGCUCAGUUUAUUGCGUUAUGAUGUGAGACUUCAAAGGUGAGGGCCAGUGGAAAACACUUGAAGUCAGAGAAAAACAACGUAAUAUCGAGAGCAUACCUCAACAACAAUUGAAUAAAAACAACUCCAUUAACGGUAAUAAGUAAAAUUGAAAGGAUAGUGCAUUAACGAUAUUGCACAACAAACCGAUUUUUCAAAUGUCAUUUGAUAAUCAGCACAAAGCAAUUUAUUGUUAUCAUAGAUGCUAUUCAAAGUCCUUGACAAGAAACUCAUAAACCAAAAUGCGAGAAACUUGAGAGUUAUCUUUGAAAGAAUUUAAGCGAAAAUAAUGUUGAUUAACUGUUUUUGGUGACGACCAAUUUCCUCCAAACAAUACAGCAUCCAAUGGAGCAUUAGCGCUACGAGCACCUCAAACACUGUGAGCUCCAAACAGUUUUGUAUCAAUUCCAGCUUUUGGAGAACACCUCGAAUCCAGCAAGCGAUAGUAUCAGUUGUAACUGGUUGAUGCGGUGGAGUACAAGCUAAAAAUAAACAAUCUUUCAGUCUAUUCUCAUCGUUACAUUUGCGAAAGGAAUGAGUUUUAUCCAAAUAAAGUUGGAGUAAUUUGGAUGUUUCCAGAGGAUCCUCUUCAUAGAGACUUGGUAAAGUAAUCGUAAAGCAAGGUCUUUUACGUUGAACUUUUAAGUCCUCGAAUAUGUAUAUAAAUGUUGUGCUAUUGUCACAUUUGAUGUUCCUGGAAUCAAUUAAAGAGAUCGUGUUUACUCGUUGAAUUGACAAGCAGGUAAGCAAGGUUACAAGUUUUGUUGUUAAAUCACAUAACGGAGAACAUUCGUUCACUUUCCAAUUUCGCAAAAACAGCAGUAAGACAUGAGCAUUCCAGGUCACCAGAUAUUUUGGAACAGGUGACCUUAAAUUUUGAACCCCUUGUAUAAAUCUGGAAAAAAGUGGAUGUUCUCCAAUCUUUUUAUCGUUAACAGAUAAAGUUACAGACAGCGCACUACGUGCUUUAUUAAUUUGUGAGUAGCUUAGAACCUUCUUGUCAAGUAAAGUUAAAAACUCGAGAAGUUGAUAGACAGUGGGUGGAGAUAUACAAUAGUUUCAUUCGCUACAAAAUGUAAACCACUGUCUGUCAAACCACCGACCGUCAGAAUUGACUUGUAGCUGUUUUGAGUUCUUUCUUUCAACUUGCUUUGAUGACAUCGAUAGUCUUUUCAGAAAUUUGGUCAUUAGGGAGCUGUCUGUUGAUAAUUUGCAGCCCAUCAAUUUCAUCUUUGGAAGGAGUGGGUGAACUAACUCCAGUUCGCCUGGGCAGCUAAGAAACAAGGGGAAAAAAGGAAUUUCAGUUGGAAAAUCGACUAAUAAUUGAGCAAGGUAUGGAAACCAUGGUUGGCUUGGCUAAAAAGGGCAAACAAGCAACACAACACAACAAUUUUCAAUAAUCUUAUUUACGACUUUGCUUAUCAAAUUGAAUGGUGGAAGCGCAUAACCAUAGUGUCCUGUAAUGUAGUUGGCCAUGUUUAACAGCCAUGAAUGAGGAAACUAACAAUCCAAUACGCUGUGUGACCUGAUCUUAUCACUGAUUGGUUCAAAUUGGUUGCUAUGCAUUACGUGGUAAACAAGCCUUAGUUCCUCAAGGCGAAGUAUUACUAGGAAGUUUAAACGUCUGAGAAAGUUCAAAAAUGCCAAAAUAUUGCUGCGUUUAUGGGUGUUCCUCAAGUGGAUAUGAAGCCAACAGAUCAUUUUAUCUAACUUGAUAGGCUUAACUUGAGAGGUCAAAUGGAAGCUCAAGUGAAACCAAGGACAAGUCCAUCGUCGAAGAAAGCCAUGGAGCCUCUAGAAAGCGUAGGCCAACCCUCAUUUGCAUCAAGUUGGACUGAUAGUACUUCUACUUCAGGCAUACUUACUGAUGAAAUUAAUCUAGAACUUGAGUCUGAUCCCAAAGAAAAAGAAAUUGCAACAUUAAAAGCAGAAUGUGAUGAUGCUAUAAGGAAACUUAAUAUUUUAGCUCAAGACUAUGCAGAAAUGAAGGUAACUAAAUUCAGUGAGCAAAGUAUGCCUGAUGCGGUAUUGCAGAUGUAUACAGUGCUUGAAAGGAAAGUAUUUAAUAUCUUGUGCAAACAUAUUGAAAAAGUCCAACCCAAUAGCUACUUCACUGGUAAACGAGCUACAUCAUUAUCACUAAAAGAUCAGCUACUCUUGUGUCUCAUUAAACUCAAGCAAAACCCAACUGAUUUGAAUUUGGCGUUUAGAUUUGCAAUUUCAAGGAAAACAGCUCACAACAUUUUCAUCACUUUUCUGAAUGUCUUUUAUGAAUUCUUGUACAUAGCAAUCAUGAGUAGGAAAAUACUUACACUGGAGCAAAAUAAAUGCAGCCUACCUGGUUCAUUUGAAAAAAUUUCAUCAUGUAGAAUGACCAUAGAUUGCACAUAAAUCAAAAUACGUGUGAUACAGAAGGUCUAAUCUGGAUGCUAUUGCCCAAACCUAUAGCAAUUACAAGAGCAAUUACACAGCAAAAUUUUUAAUUGGGGUAGCCCCAAAUGGCACCAUAACAUAUGUUAGUGAUGCAUACCCUGGAAAUACCAGUGAUAAAGCAAUAACAUCUUCCUGUGGUGUGUUGGAUGUAUUCAAUCCAGGGGAUCUCAUCUUAGCUGACAAAGGUUUCACUAUCCAUGACAUAAUACCCCAAGGAAUUCAUUUAAACCUUCUCCCAUUUUUGUCGGGAAAGCAAAAGAUGCAAUUUUCCAAUGAGGAUAGCAUAUACACAAGGAAUAUUGCUCUUGCAAGGAUACAUGUUGAGAGAGCCAAUCAAAGAUUUAAAACAUUUAGAAUUUUAGACUCCUUACCAGCACAUUAUCGGCUGCUAGCAACAAAAAUUGUCCGAUUUGCAUGUUGCUUGGUAAAUUUGCAAUCUCUACUCAUAGCUAAUGUCAUUCCAAAUUUUCAGUAGACAGAACCUUUUCCAGAAUUUUUCCAUAAUAUCAUCAUAAUAAGAAUGUCAUUUUACAUAUGUGAAUAGGUGUAAUGGUAGGUUGAAUUACUUAAGGGCAAGCCUGUCACUCAUAGGGGAAAUCCCACAUGAUAUGGGGAUUUGUAGCCAAUGUCAGAAAUAGGGAAUCCCUAUGGGGAUUUUUGUAAAGAUAACAUAGGGUUUUUCAAAGAACUGAUUAAUCUCACAAAAUAUAGCAGUUUUUACUGAAUAAAACAACAGAGCAGAAUUAUAUUUCCUGAAAUAUUUAUAGAAAUAAUGGAAGCAUGUUAACUCUGGAGCUGUGUAGACAUACAAAUGUUGGCCUUGGAGUUAACAUGUUUUCUUUCCUUAAUACCACACACUGACAAAUGACACUGAAAUUGAAUAGCCUUCCAUUUUGACCCACACAAGUGACAUAUUAUUAUGAAGAAAAAAAACAUUUUUACAGCAGACUUAUGAAGGAGAAAACAACACCUAAUGAGUGGCAGCCCUGCUUAAGGGUUACUAAUAACAGUUUGGUAAAAGGUGUUCGAAAUAAAAUUUCUCUAAGAUUUCAAUAUUGGGCAACCACGCAACUUCCUUAGGUAUUUUACAAAUGUGCGUAUCUCUUAGCGUCCAGACUACAAAAUCACACCAAUCUUUAUCAGCAGCAGUAUUUGAUGGUAUUAAUUGUGCUCUUUAUUGAUUUCCAGAGCCUCUUUCAAACAAAACUGCUUUAAGGUCUUGUUUUCCUUCUCAAACAAGAUAGCUUGUGGUAUGAGCCUGUCUUUGUGUUUUGCCAAGCAUUUAACCUCCAAGAGACCUCUAUCACCAACAUAUCCAUCUGUCCUAUAUAUCUUUGUGUCCUAUUUAUCUACCAGAAUGACAUGCCUUUAGCACUCUCCCAAAAUUGCUAAAAAAUAAGAAACACACUCUUUAGUUGCCAUAAAGCCAGAUAUAUUCAGAUUAUAACAAACAUAAUAGGCACAUUAAUCAAGAAAGGCCUUUUCUUAGAGAAAUAAAAAACCAUGGGAUAUAGGUAAAAUAGCAAAAGGUAUGUCAAGUUCAAUUUCAGGUUUUAAGUAGUAAGAAAAUGUUUACCGUCAAUCCUUAGUAUCUUACCUUGCUGCUAAUCUUAGGUGUCUUAAUUUUGACAAAAGUGGGUUGUUUCUUUGAUCUCGUGUUUGCUCUUCAACUUUCUUUAUUUGUUCCUCUGAGCAUGUCAAUUCCUCUUUGAGAGAAGGCACGUCUAGAUGCAGAAGGUCCCGCACGAAUGAAGGAAGUCCAGAUUUGUCGUUAAGCUCUAACGUAGGACUUAUAACCCAUGCCGUUCCACAUUUAUGAUCAGCAUCCAUCAGAGAUGAGUGGAAAUCCAAAAUGUCUUCUUCGCUUACAGGUUUAUUCAAUGCCGUAUAUCCUGGUUUUGAUUUUGAAAACAAAUCACUGAAAAGUAAUGUCCCCUGCUUCAGCUUUUUUUUGGAUGUUUGAUCCAUGAGGCAGGAACAUCCGUUUUUGAUAUACCAACUUUCUCAGCAUAAAUCAACGCAGCCACCAUGUGCGAGCAAAUCCAUUUACCUCUAGGACAUUCCCAUUGUGUUUCAGCAAUACCACCUGAACUUUUCAAGUUUACCAUGACUUUGUAAGUCUUAUCUUUCAUAGUCGCUUGUACUUUUGCCGUAAUUGUUAGCUUGCCCAAGUUAAAAUACAAAACUCUCCUGGAUUUAAAUUUGUCCUUGCCUCUACGAAAUGUGUUGAUAUCAUCAUGAAAGUGAUUCAAGAUGUCCGCGAGUGAGAGCAAAUCCAUAAAAGUACCAGUUGGCCCGAGGAAAGGGAACUUUGAAAAAUGACAUGCAAGAAUGAACAAGUUUAGGAACAUCAACUACAACAUUCGUUACCCCGUAACCCAUAGUAACUAGGCUACACGUCAAGGUCGGACAGCGUAUAACCUGUGCUAAGGGCCUUAUGGAUAUGCGAUUGGUCGUAAUAAGAUCCUUACAAGAGCCGAUAAUCUUUGCUACUUUUUCCUCCGGAAGAGAAACCAUUUGAGAAAGGGAAUUUAUUUUAAAACCAAGGUGAACAAUUUCCACUGAGGGUUUUAAGCUCGAUUUUUCAAGAUUUAUUGUAAAACUGAGGCUUUCAAGUAACGUGUUCCAACUGUUCACCUUUUGCGUGUUUAAUUCGGCUUUUUCGUAAGAUUUGUUGACGUAUAGCGAAUCAUCUAAAUAAUACGAACACGGAAUUCCCUCUUGGCAAGGUCUGGAGAAAAUUUCCCAUUUUCUUUGGACAAAGAAAGAUACUGGAAAGAAUUUGUCCUUCGGUAGGAAUAACCUGAGUAAUUGCUCCAUUUUUUAGCAGAGUUUGAACUUUGAUGUAUAUUAGUGACAUUUCUUCAGAAGAGAAAUUUAUUGGUCGAGGAGCAAAUUCGGUCAAUGGCGUAACGAGCUUGAGCUCAAUGCCUUUAAACUCAUAGACUCCCGUUGUUGCCAUCUGGCGUGCUUUGUUGUGAGGUGUUUUAUCCCCGUUGUUGCCAUCUGGCGCGCCUUUGUUUUCAGUCUAGCAUCCCCGUUGUUGCCAUCUGGCACACCAAUUUUCACUGGCUAAUAUCUUCAAAACGUCAAAUUUGAUUGGCUUAUAAUAUAAUGAGUGAUAAAGCUUAUUGUCUAGGCAUUACAAUGAUUGUUUUGCUUUGGUGGUUGCUAAUAGCAAUUUUAAAGUUAUUUGCGAUCCAAACAUCAGCGGUUGAACUUUUCGAAUUCCGUUCGAUUUCCCGUAAUGGACGCCAAUCUUGAAGAUCUUUUUGCCGAAACUAGCAGCGACAAUGUAAGUUUUUACGGAUUUACGGGGGAGGAAUUAGGUAGAAGGCAAGAGGAAAAUGAUGACGAUAUAUCUGUUGGCGAAAUAUCGAGUGAAGAUGGAGAGGAUGAUGAUGAAACAGCAGAGUGGCCUGACGUAGAGGUUGCCGAGUGGACUGAUAUUUUGCAGCCUGUUUUCAUCCCGCCAUUCAACGAGGAAAUAGGACCUACACAAGAGCUUGAGGAAACAUCAAAAGAAAUUGACUUUUUUCCUCUAUUAUUUGAGAAAAACAUUUACAGAAGGUUGGCAGAAGAAACAAAUAGACAUGCCCAGCAGUUACAGACUGAGCCAACAACCCCGGACAAAAUCCAAACAUUUAUUGGAAUGCGGGUUUACAUGUCAGUAGUAGACCUACCAGAGCUUCGGAUGUACUGGUCAGAAGACAAAUUUUUUGGGAAUUUUGGAAUUUCCGAAGUUAUGCCCAGACUGCGCUUCGAGAAACUCUCCCAGUAUUUCCAUGCAAAUGAUCGAGCAGGGUACAACAGGCAAGACCCCAAUCGGGAUAAGCUGUAUUUGAUUAGGCCUAUCCUUGAUUUGGUGCUUGCUGCUUGCUUGAACAGCUAUCAUCCACACAGGGAUGUUGCAGUUGACAAAGCCAUGAUAAAGUUUCGUGGUUCACUUGGCUUCAGACAAUACAUGCCAGCAAAGCCAAUAAAAUAUGGCAUAAAGGUUUGGGCCCGUGCAGACAGUUGAAACGGCUAUGUCAGCGAGUUCGAGGUGUAUGUGGGGAGACCAGCUGGUGGCCAACGGGAAGUUGAUUUGGGACGGAAAGUUGUCUGUAAAUUGACAGAAAAAAUAAAGGGAAAGAACCACCAUAUUUAUUUUGACAAUUAUUUUAAUGGAAUAAAACUCCAUGAAGACUUGUUAGCGAACAAUUUAUAUAGCUGUGGCACCGUGAGAGCCAAUGCUGCUGGUUUACCCCAAGCAAUGAAGGGCAAGCGGGGGAGUAUAAAACUUGCUCCUAGCGAGUCAAAAAUAUGGCAGAAAGGCAUGGUAUCUGCUAUGUUAUGGCAAGAAAAAGCCAAAAAAAAAGCCCGUUAAAAUUCUAGCUUCCAAUUUUGACCCAUCUCAGCCAGAGACAUUUGUCAGACGAAAGCAAAAAGAUGGCCAGUACAAGGAGGUUCCAUGCCCUGUGCCUGUCAAAGCUUACAACGAAAAUAUGAAUGGCGUCAACAGAAGUGACCAGAUGAGGACGGCUUAUUCAUCUGCCAGAACCUCCAAAAGAUGGUGGAUUUAUCUGUUUUGGUUCCUAAUUGACUUAUCAAUUUCCAAUGCCUUGAUUUUGAUGCGGGAGUCAAGAAACCACAAACUGGUCACUCGUGCCGGCAGACCCAAGGAAAGGUCACUGAUUAACUUUAGAAAAAACCUUGCGGUACAACUUAUAGGAGAAGAAAGAAAUGGGAGAAAGAGAAGUACAAGGCCUGAUAUUUCUGGUGAUGGACAUUGGCCAAAGAAAAUAGAAACGAAAGGGCGAUGUAGAAAUUGCUCGAGGAGAAACGCGAACGGACAAUUGCAAUUUAUUUGUACUAGAUGUAGCGACCUUGACACCGGGAAAUUAGUUUAUCUUUGCGUUUUAAAUAAGGAUUGUUUCUCUCUUUUUCAUACAAAUAAUUAAUAAUUUUUUUAUUUCUAAAUAUAGUUUUAUAUUUAUAUCAUCUCUUUUCGGUUUGACAUAAUUCUACAAUAACACCUAACAAACAUCAUAGUGAUAUGUAGCUUCAGUAAACUCUACUAACUUUGAAUAAGAAUAAUGCCAGAAAUAUGACUUUUAAUAAUAUAAUUUUGUAUCAUUAAAAAGAUUAAUCUUUAACAAAUACUUUUGUAAUACUUCAUUUUUUGAUUGGAUUUGAGGAACAACCCGAAAGUUUGAAUUUAUGACUGAACACUCUAAUUUCAUUUGUUUACUUGACACCUGCUGGGGAUACAGAGCUGGAAGGUGGCUUCUUUGAGUAGGGAUACAAAGCACAAUUGACCACGCAUUCAAUGGGAGUCUAUGAGUUAAUGAGAUUUAGAACAAAUUUGUUCGUAGUAAUUUGACAUCAAUUUUAAUGAAAAAAUUUAGUGCGAGAAGUUACCUCAUUUAUUGAUUCUUGGUGUUGUUUUCGUGUUGCAGGUGACGCUGUGGACGUCGAUGAAAUUUGCCCCUUCCUGAGGGGCUGUGCCAGUUUAAAUUAUUUGCUUGGAAAUUUUCUCUGCCACUAUACGGUUUCCCGCAACCUGGGAACCGGUUCUGGCUUGGUUUAUUUGGGUUUUUUAGCAUCAUUCUGGAGAACUUUGCCCCAUCGGUCAUUUCCUUGACCGCGUGUGUGCUGCUUUAUGUAAUAUUCAGCCUUCUUUAAUUAGAAAUCCAUGUAAAAACAAGUGAACUUUGAACUGACAGACGUGAACAAGUUAUUCCAAAAAUGUUAUCCAGGAGACUUUGUCAAUUUUGAGAAAUCAUUUGUUUCUUUGUUUAUUUCAUCUUUGUUUAUUUUAUUUCAUCAGACAAGUUUCUCGUCAAAACUGCCAUGGGGUGUCCUGACAUCGAAGGAACAGGCAGAUAAAUCAGCUGAGGCCGUCUGUACUUGGCACUGACUGAAAUAUUUGUGUUUUCUGUUUAGAAAAAUAUCCUCCUCAUUCUUUCUUAGACCCCGUUUACACUAGAGUGUUUUAUCCGGAUAAAUUUUCAUCCGGAUAAAAAUUUAUGCGGAUAGGCUCUCCGUCUACACGAGCGAAUUUUAUCCGUGUAGAUAUUUAUCCGCUUUGCCGUACAAAUAUUUAUCCUGCUACGAAAGCGAAUAAAUUUUUGUCCGGAUAGAAAAUUAUCCGGCAAAGGGGAGUGUAAACAGUUUUAUCCGGAUAAAUUUUUAUACGCAUACACAGUGAGGCUAUUCUGUUUCAUAUUGAGACCAUUUAAAUAUGAUAACGAAACGGCGCAAGAGAAAAAAUUGGCGCACUUUUGUUAAUAUUCCAUGUCAUUUUCGCUGUUUCUUGAACUAUCAUGGAUGAAAGUUCACUUCAAAACAUCACACUAUCUCUGUGUGCAUUUUGAAGCUCUGUAGCUGCUGCAGCAAGGCUAAACGCUCUGCUAGCUGUUCUAUCUGAGAGAUCCUAUAGAGUUAGCCAACGCAACUUGGAAUCAAUAGUUGACGAUAGCAAUUCAUGGCUACAAAGAAUAAGUCGUAUCGUAUUCUCAAAGCUUCAAGAAGAAAUCGACGACCUCGCUGGUUCUGGGAAAGACCUUGGAGCAGCAAAGCAGUUUCCUAAUCUGUCCAUGUGAAGUUCUUAUCAGCCUUCUUGCUACUUCCUGUCGAUGUCUCCGAUUUCUUUGGCCUUGUCGACUUUAUGACAGAAAUAUGAACGUGUUCACUCUGACAUCAAUGAAAAUUAUUUUCGCGCGUUCUUAAAUCAAGUGAUGUGCGCAUGCCCAAUUAAAAAACUCACCAUUUAGUUUCACCGUGUAAACGGAGGGGCUAAACGAAUAAAAUUUUAUCCGGUACAACGUAAACGGAUAAAAAUUUAUCCGGAUAAAAAUUUAUCCGGAUAAAACACUCUAGUGUAAACGGGGUCUUAGAAAUAGCAGCUCAACUGUAGGGUCUAUAGAAGUUGUAUGUCUGAUUGAAAACGUACACUUGACUUCCAAACAUGCUUUCCCAUAACAAGAACAUUCGAUAAUUUGGUCUGGACUACCAAUUAUGAAUAGAAGCUCUUUGUAAAGAAACAAACCACACUCAGUAACUGUCACAUCGCUGUGAUUCUUUUUAAACUUUGAAUGAAGCAAUUUACUGCAUCAUUUUCCAUGCAUCUCCUAUAUUGCAGAGCUGGCAAAUUUGGAUCUACAUUUUUUUUCCUUGAGAUCUUAUUAAAAAUAGAAGUGAGGUCUAUUUCAUAUUUCGAUGAAGAUGCUUUUUGCAAUGUGCUGAACCUUGUUUUAACAUCAUCAGCUUUUGUAGCAGUGACGACAAGCUUUCUAAAUAUAUUCCAACUAGGGUUCUGAUUUUGGCCUCUGGUCAAUUCCUCAACAGCUUUUAAAUUUUCCACAGUGAAAUAUUCAGACACCUUUGCCAAGAAGUUUUCUUCGCAGGUAGAAUUAGCAAUAAUAGUUUCAAGGGAAUCAUCUUGAAAAGCAUCAGGUUCAAGGGAAUCAACUUGAAUUGCACAAGAGUUCUCUGCAGGUGUAACUGUGAACAAGAUAGAAUCUGAUCACACACACAGAUCCCAAAGCAGCAGCAACAUCAUUUAAAUUAAAUUUGUAGUUACUUUUAGUGAUAGGGUUAAAGUUUCGCUUCCGGGCCGAAUUCAAUUUAACCAGCUUUUUCCCUUGCUUUUAUAUACUAUAUCUCUAAAGCUUCAAGUCUUUUACUUCUACAGGCUCAACAGCUUUAGUAUUGGGUAGCCACUGGCAUGCUGUACAAGUACAAGAUGGGUUAUUUAGACCCAUUCGAGACGCUGAUUCGAUUAAAAAAAGAGCCGCUGCUACAUGGUUGCAUUUUUGUGACAUACCAGACAUAAAUUUACAAUGAGUUGUUAUUAUUUUGCCUGAUUCAUUACUGAGGCAAAGCCACAACUUGCGAGGAACAUCAUUUAUUCUUGCCAAUGGUCUGCAUGUUUCCCUUAGGAGACCAAGUUUUCUAUCUCCAUUUAUGCCAUGAAAUUGCAAAGGUGCUAGCCAUCCUUGAGAGAUGUAACUGUAGGCUUUUGAUGUCUUGUAGUCACUAAGGUCAGUACUGGCAAGCUCAUUUGGGUGGAAAGCAAGAAAAUUGAAAAUGUCUGGAUAGAGAGUAACUGGCCAGUAUCGAACACUAUCUUCUUCACUCAGCCAGCCAUGUGUCAACAUUAGUGGGUCUGGUAUUGGGUUUCCAGCAACAAACAACUUUGCUGCAUAUUCUUCAGCAGUCUCAGGCUGGAAAGCAUCGCUGAUUUUUCCACAAGCACAUUGUUUUCAACGGCAACGAAAACUCUUGCCACUAAUUCUUCUUUCUUUCCUGUUACACGCAAUCCACGAAGUUGUAAAAAGUCUUUCAACUCUUCAACUUUUAGUGCAGAAAUCCUGGUCAAAUCCAUUACGAUUGGUAGGCCACUACAACAACACAACCAAAUUUUCUGUGAAUUGUCAGAGCUUCUUACCCAAAACAGUUUUCAAAAAAACUCUUCCAAAGAUAAAAAAUCACAAAUCAGCAAGUAGGAGCAAAUUCCAAAUGAAAACAGCAGUUGGAAACGAAGAAAAAUCUCUUGACAAUCAAGUACAGCACACCAUUUUCAUCAGUAUUCACAUACAAAGCCAAAAAUCUUUCACCCCAAAACUAGCCCCAGUCCCUGGAACAAAAUGAGGCCGCGAUCCGUUUAAGUUGCAUAUUCAUGAUGUUGCUGAAAAUUGAAAUAGCAGAUCAAUGAUUUAAACUUUUCACCAGAAGAGUUGCCUCCGAGGACGACCCCACAAAAAUAAACAAAAUCGCGCCUAGGGAUCUUUUUGAAGCAGCAGCUUACCUAUACAGUGAAGACCUCAUUGACGAAGAGGAGUUUAUGUUUCUUGUAAAAGAAAGCAAAGAUAAAGCACAAGUGUUUCCUUACUGGAAAUAUCCAAGAUUUUUCGUUUGGAAAUAUCCAUCAAUUCUUGCUGUGCUACCUUUUUCAGAAGGAAAAAGACAUGAUGCAAGGUUGCUGAGGGAGUCUGACAUUAUCUAGGUGCUUGAAAAUCAUUCGAACAGGUUAGAUGGAACACCAUUGUGAAUCUAUGGAGACCCUGCAUACCCUGUCAGGCCCCAUUUACAAGCUCCUUUCAAGAACAACCACUUAACAGAAGAACAACAGGCAUACAAUAAGGCAACAAGUAAGGUUAGAAUUUCAGUUGAGUGGCUGUUUGGUGAAAUUCUGCAGUAUUUUGCCUUUGUUGACUUCAAGAAGAAUCAAAAGAUUGCUCUCUCAGAGAUUGGGAAAAUGUACAGAGCCUGUACCCUUCUACACAAUGCAAGAACAUGUUUAUAUGGAUAAUCAGUGUGCAGAUUUUUGGACCUUGAACCACCAUCAUUAGAAACAUAAUUUCAAUAUGAUCAGCAAAAUUAGGAAACAUAAAGGAAAAACAUAUUGUAUUAAUGUAUGCUAAUAUACUCUAAACUUUAUUUCACAAGAGCUGGUAAAUUGAAGUUCAGGCUGGCUGUUUUAAAUUUUUCCAAAACUUUGAGGCUGGAUUGUUCUGAAAUUAUAUGGGUUUAAGCAGUUUAAUUGCGAAAUGUUGUCGUCAAGGGGAGUAAGCCAUCCUUCAUUUUCAGAAAAGUUUGAAAACUCAGCAAAAAAAGCUGACCCCUAGAUGGCAAACAUUUUUUAAAAAGGCUUCACAAUUUUGUUAAAAAUAAUGUCUUACAGUACAUCAGCCUCAGCUUGUUCUUAAUUUGUUUCUUACAUCUGGCUAAUUUUAAGGCUUCUGUCUUCAGAAAAUCAUGCUUAUAAAAAAUUGUACAGGGCCUAUAUAAAAAAUAAAACAAGUUAAACUUUAAAUUGUUUUUGGUGUUAUCGAUAGUACUUAUCAUUUCGUUCAUAACAGCUAAUGUUUGCAUUCGAGUCUGCUGCAUCUGUAACAUGAAUUGCUGCUGUUCCUGCAUCAUAUUUUGCAUGCAGGUUGACCCUCCAUCAUUUUGGACAAAUUCUCCCCUUGCUAAACGCCUUUCAUUCAACUCUUCUUUAUUCAACUCUCUUCUUGAUUUGCAUUUUCCUGCUUAAACUUUAGCCCUUGCUCUAUGAGUACAACUGCCUCAGAGGCCUUUUUCCUCCUCUUCGGUGUUUCUGUCCCAUCCUCUUCUUCUUUUCUAUUUCUAGUUUCCCCAAGACGCUCGACAGCUUUCAUUCGCAUAUCUUAUGCCUUCUUAUUUUCUUUAUCUUCAUUCACCUUGAUCCUCUCUUUUGCUUCUGCCCACGAAAGCUGCGUCUCUUCAAUCCUCUCGCUGAUAUCUAGCAUGCCACGAUACAAAUUGUUGUACUCUGCCCCUUGAAUGCCCGAAGCUCUCUUCUCAGCAACUUCAUUAUUCUUGAAGUUUCAAAAAUCUAUCUCUCACCGAUCGUGCUGUGACCCUGAAGUCUUGCACUGCUUUAGAGUUUGAAUUUUCAGUGAUCUGCUUCCAAGCUAGGCCCCUUUCCUUUGAGCAGCACGGUCUCGCGUCAAAAACGGAACUAUAUUCUGUUUCAAACACUCUGAUAAAAGAGAACAUUGAUCUGUUAUAUAGUGUGCGCACGCAAUCAACAUUUUUAGACAACUUGCGCAUUGGAGAGCGUGUUCCUGAAACAGGGCUGGCUCGGUUUUUGCCUGAUUUUAGUGUUUUUAAUCACCAGAGAAAUCCAUAGAUAUUGUUAGUAAGUAACCAUAAUUUAGUGAAUCUCGUAUGAUAUCUACUUUAAAUCAUAUCAAGUUUUGGUUUCAGGAAAGCCAAGGAAAGAAAAUAAAUUUACCUUUACUUUAGGAAUUCUUCCCUAAUUCGAGGUCACGAACUCUAACCUGUUUUUUUGUUAAUGAAAAUUUCCGUUGGCUAGUUUCAUAGCAUAUCGUUGUACGAAUCAGGUUUUUUAGCGUUUAACUAUCCAUUAUUGAUGAUGCUGGGGGUGGAAGAGGAAGGGGCAAUCGAUAGGCCUAGUCAUGUAAACAAAAAGGCGCUGCAAAGGUCUACCAAAAUCCCAAAAUAGAUCCAUAAUAUUAUUUUCAAAAAAUGCAAUAAUCAUGGCAAUAAUCAUGUUAUCAAAUCAAUUAACAAAUCAGCAAAACCAAGCACCAAAUUUCUAAAGAUAUGAAAUCCAAAAAUACUCUUUUUUAUUAUUUCUAGGCAAGACACCUUGCGCAAAUUAUGAAAAUAUUUACCCAAGAUUAUUCCUAUUUAAUGUCUUUGCCUUCAUGUUAAAGGAAUCAAGUUCAUGAGGCUCUCCAAUUGUUUCCAAUACAUUUAUUGCUGUUAAAACCAUUAUAACAAUAUCACUAUAACAUAUCACAUAACAAUAUCACCCACUUUGUCGACAAAUGAAACCUGGAAACCCCCCUUGGCACAAUAGCCAGUGACAGUCCUGAGGACAGUGAAAAUUCCUAUUGGGGGCUAAUCCAACCAGCUUUUGUCAUGUUCACUUCCAAUUUUCUUUGCAUGUCAGAAUGAUGGACAGGGAUAGGGCCUUACUCUUUGGUAUCAACUACUUAAAAACAGCUAAUUUGAUUCCAGUCAGCUAUGGCUCCCAUGGCAACCACUCCAAUCCAUUUGGCCAAAUAGUUAAAAUUAAAAGUUAACUGUAAAGUACUGUCAAUCUCUAUCACAUCUAGGAAAAUGUCUUUUUCUGUAAAUCCAUUUCUCUGCCUUAACUUCUUUUUUAUACUUGUACUUUUUACAUUUUGUCAUCUUUGAGUGACCUAGAUUUGUAAGCAAAAAGUAUUUUUAAUCUUCAACUAAAUUCUUUUAUAUUCAAUGUACAAUUAUGCAUAAAUCUAAGUAAACCUGUCUAUCUUAUAAAUUCAUACUUUCUUAUUGUCAGGACUAAUUUUUAUCAGCACAUCAUGUCAUCAGUGAGUAUUUAGUUUUUGUAUCCAGUAUCAAAAUAUAUCUGAAAUUGUAACUGUUAUUUUGAUGAGUGUGUCUUUUUAAAUGAUGGUUUGUUCAUGAUUUUACCCAAUGUUUAUUUUGAACUUAUCAGGCCGGCCAUAAUUUCUGGGUCAAAAAUUACAUCAGAGAAAAGUAAAAUGUAAAUAAUUUUAAAUGAUUUUUUUACAUCUUAAAUUUUAUUGAAAAAUUUCUUAAGGUAGGAGUUGCAUUUUUCCAGAGAAAUGCCUUGAAAAUAUGUAUGCAUUGUGGUGCUGAAAACAAACAUAAAGAGGCAAAAGUGUGUUUCCUGUGUGGAAGAAUUCGCAAAGAGAGCUCCUAAGCCAGUGAGGAAGACCAAAAAUACCUUUCAUGAAGACAAAAAGAUGUUGAAACACAGGGUGAACAUGUUAUAUCAGAAUCAAAGUUGUAAGUUGUUGGUUCUGGGGUAUCACAAAAACCUGCACAAAAAUACUGUAUGGAUGUAUAGCCCAGAAGACUCCAUUGCCAAAGAAUUUCUUCAUUCUGAGAGUGGGAGAAUUGUCUUGCAGAUGUUCAAGACCUUUAUUGAAAAGAAAGAAUACAAACAAAGUAAAGAUCAGCAUAAUGCUAAAGAACAAGACAAUGGUAUGAUAUGGCAUUUUUCAAAUACACAUAAACGGCAUAUAUAGCGAUUAAACUUAAAUUUUUGUUCAUAUUCCAUGCCAAUUACUUUUAAAAAUUUAACAAGAACUUACAUUUUUGCAAAAAAAGCAACCCCGUCCUUCCAAAGUAAUUUUCAUAAACAUGGUUUUCAUAAACAAUAAUUGUCAAAAACACGGAAUAUUUCUCCUUCAUUUAGACUUAAUCUAAUGAAUUGAAAAGGAUCAAUCAUUCAUUUAAUUCUCGUAAAUCUUUCUCCGAUCUUGUGACAAAUAUCUAAGUGAGUUAUGUAUAAACGAAUCUUUGUUUUAGGAGCCGAUCAAGCAACAACAUCCUCGUCAAAUAGAACCGAUCAAGCAACAACAUCCUCGUCAAACAGUAAGCUUUAUUUGUGACUGAAGUUUGACUUUUUCAAUUCACACUGUAGUAUUGUGACAAUUUUAUGAUUGAUUUAUGUGGAACGAAUCUUGAGGUAAGCAGUUUUAAGUAAUCAAAGAAUUCUUUGACGAUUUAAGUUAUUGCUCAACAGCCUUGAAGCGGACAUCUGGAACAUCUUUAAUCCGUGGGUAGUGGUACGCUUCCAGGUUUGUCUUUCCUUUACGGUCUCAUUUGCAAGAUUUUUUUAACCACAUAUUUGUUCCCUAUUUUUCUAUUGUAAAUAUGCUUUUUAAACUACGCUUCUUGAUUCAAGCGCUUGUCACAAUCCCACGUACCGUUGAUGACGCAUGCAUAUACCCUUAUGUCAUGUAUGUACGUUGAUCUGUGUGGGCGCUUUUCAUUUCAUGUUUUUAAUUUUGAUUUUUGUUAUUUAAUCCUCAGGCAAUUCUGUGAAGAUUAUAAAGUUGGACAGCAGUCGUGAGUUAAAUCCAAAUUUUACAUUGCUCGUUUUUAUAUCUAAUUGUUGUUAUGAAUGGUAUUCAUUAGUUUCCUCUUUUCUUUUGCAGUGCUCAGCUCGAAUCCUUCCUUGCAGGAACUUCUUUCGCGCUUGAGAAGAAGCGAAACCGAGGAAAAUACUAAAUAACGCUCACUUCAAGUUUUUUUUAAAUUUUCCUAUUAAUUCGUACAUACUUCUUAUCUAAAGUUAUUUAACAUUAAUAUAUAAUUAUUAUUGUUGCUUUUUUAUAAUUGUUAUUAUUAUUGAAAUAUAAAAAAACCAACGAAGCUCUUUCUGAAGUUGCAAAUAUAAUUUAAGCUUCUUGUGCAAUUUCUUGUCUCUCCACUACGUUUUAAAUUGUUUUGCCUCGUUAUAUGUACUCUUCAUGGAAGAAAACAAGUUUAGUGCAUCGUAGUUUUUCACUACAAAUAUCUGAAAUUGAAAAUGGAAUCAAGGGGAAAUUUAUGAAGUCCACGCUCUUUGAAAUGUCGAAAAACCGUAGGUUUAGAUCUAGCUUUGAAUCAGGUUUAAUUCUUGAUAAAGAUAUGGUUAGCAUUUUAGUUUUCAAGAAUCUAACUUUAAAGAAUCUUUAUCUAAAUAAGAAGCAUCAGAACCAUGUUGUGUCCACGGUCUGAAAGGAGUAGCCGUUAAACAUUGCUGAUCAAAGCGACAAUUGGAAUUAAUUUUUCGAAUUUGGGAAACAUGUAAUUUUGGGCUGUUUGAGUUUUUGAGGUGCUACUCCCCUCCCAGUUGCAUAGGCUUUUUUGAUUACAGAAAGAAUGUGCGAUCUGCGAGUGGAAAGACAGUAAAUGCGAGAAAAAUAUUACGAUUUUUUUAUAACAACCCAAACAAGUGUCACCUGGGAUUUUGAGAAGUCACUGCCUCGUUUGAUCCUACCCUUACAAACAAACUCUAAUAGACUUUGAAAAUUCAAUAACCCUAAUAUAUAGUUUUACGAAUUUCUUAGUUCAUUAAAUAAGGGACAUUUAAAAAAGGCCUUAAUUAAAAAAGUUAAUGUUUUGCCAUUUUACUGAAAAGAUCACUUGCACAUACUAUUUCUUGAAUGCAAAGAACACAGCACGCUUUUUAAUCAAUUCAAACUGCUGCUCUAUCAAGGAAUUUUUAUCUUCGUCCUGAAAAGGUAAAGCGGCAGUUGAUUUCAGAAUUUUAUCAUGUGGUUACUGACUAUUGUGAAGUUGGUAGUUGCAGGAAAUUUGUUUCAUUAGUCAAUUGAGAAGGUGUUAAAUGCAUAGGCGUACGGGUCGAGCUCAGAUAGUAAGGGAUGGGGGGGUAGUGGUCUAAAUUUUUUCCCAAAAAAAUUUUAUAGCCCAAAUUUUUACUAUAACACAUCUAAUCUUGUGAUAUGUGCGAAGAAAUGACUAGGAACGUAUAUCAAAAUGAAGUUACUUUCUCGGCAUUUUUAAAAAACGUCACACGUUACUAAAUAGCAUUCGAGUUUCCAUUAUAAGAAAUGUGAAUCUCUUCCACGAUGGCGACGACAUAUAUCGUUUUUGUCAACUUCCCUUUUGCGAAGAAGAUUUGGAUUUGAGUGUUCGAUAUAAAUGCGAGAUAUAUGUUGUCCAUGGUGUUAAUGCCCC
Molecule: messenger RNA, 26586 nt
Organism: Rhopilema esculentum
Lineage: Eukaryota; Metazoa; Cnidaria; Scyphozoa; Rhizostomeae; Rhizostomatidae
Source: RefSeq, a predicted model, not a curated record